Messenger RNA from Homalodisca vitripennis (glassy-winged sharpshooter), 506 nucleotides. RefSeq names its product histone H3. Gene Ontology annotation, cellular component: nucleosome. The transcript has a single exon. The coding region runs from base 21 to 431 and encodes 136 amino acids. The record is from RefSeq and is a predicted model, not a curated record. Gene Ontology annotation, molecular function: DNA binding; protein heterodimerization activity; structural constituent of chromatin. NCBI's taxonomy places the organism in Eukaryota, Metazoa, Arthropoda, Insecta, Hemiptera, Cicadellidae.
UAGCGAGACAAGCUGACGCUAUGGCACGUACCAAGCAGACCGCUCGUAAGUCCACCGGAGGCAAGGCGCCCAGGAAGCAGUUGGCCACCAAGGCAGCCCGUAAGAGCGCGCCGGCCACAGGAGGCGUGAAGAAGCCUCACCGUUACAGGCCCGGCACCGUCGCCCUGCGUGAGAUCAGGCGUUACCAGAAGAGCACCGAACUGCUGAUCCGCAAGUUGCCGUUCCAGCGUCUCGUCCGCGAGAUCGCCCAGGACUUUAAGACCGACCUGCGUUUCCAGAGCUCCGCCGUCAUGGCACUGCAGGAGGCCAGCGAGGCUUACCUGGUCGGACUCUUCGAAGACACCAACUUGUGCGCCAUCCACGCCAAGCGAGUCACCAUCAUGCCCAAGGACAUCCAGCUGGCGCGCCGCAUCCGCGGAGAACGAGCCUAAGUGACACACAAGCGUGCGCUGCCUGCCCCGCUGCCGGUGGCUACGACAAACGGCCUUUCUAAAGGCCACCAAUAA